AUGCCAGCCUCGCUGGAGGAGGCCAUUCGUGCGAAUCGCCUGCGAUGGCUUGGUCACCUCGCAAGGAUGGACGAUACCAGGUUGCCAAAGCAGAUCCUGUUUGCGGAGGGCACUAACACGCGGCCCCGCCAUGGACCCAAGCGUCGUUGGAGAGAUGUGGCAGCUUCAGACCUGCGUGCGACCGAUAUUGACGAAUGCAGUGUGAACAACGGCAAUUGUGAUGCAAAUGCAAACUGUAGUAACUCAGUUGGUAGCUACUCUUGCACCUGUAGAGUAGGGUAUACCGGUAAUGGCAAGCAGUGUACAGACGUCGACUGCGGACCAGCGCCGAUUACGAACGGUCGAUUCACACCCGCCUCGCCCACGACAUACAACAGCUUGCAAACCCCAAUCUGCAAGUCCGGCUUUGAACUCAAGCCAGCUAACGUCACAUCGAUUGUCUGUUUGAAUAACGGAUCAUGGUCCAACUCUGUUGCGUGCAUAGAUAUUGAUGAAUGCAGUGUGAACAACGGCAAUUGUGAUGCAAAUGCAAACUGUAGUAACUCAGUUGCUAGCUACUCUUGCACCUGUAGAGUAGGGUAUACCGGUGAUGGCAAGCAGUGUACAGACGUGAACGAAUGCAAGGCAACACCAGGUGUGUGCCGUAAGAACUCCGACUGCGUCAACUCCAUUGGCAGCUACGCCUGUCCUUGUUUGCCCGGAUUUGGCUCGGUAAACCAGGAAUGCCAGGAUGUGGAUUACUGCCGCGUCACGCCACCGCCGUGUAUACAGACGGCGGAAUGCCUGGACGGGAUACAGACCUUCACCUGCAGUUGCUCAAAGGGAUACUCUGGCAAUGGAAGCUACUGCGAAGACGUAGACGAAUGCUCGCUGGGCUCGUCGUCGUCGUCAUUGUCGAGAUACCAAUGCCCGGUUAACUCCCACUGUAAUAACUCUGUCGGAGCAUACACUUGUGUGUGUGAUCCGGGAUUCACCAAGAACACCCUUGGCCAGUGUGAAGACGUAGAUGAAUGCCAGGCUGGUGUGUCGGCCGUCUGCGGCGCAAACGCUCUCGCCUGCACGGACACGGUCGGUUCGUUUAGCUGCACGUGCCGCUCGGGAUAUCGCUGGACCGGCAGAGCAUGCGACGACAUUGACGAAUGCCUUGACGGCAGUGCGGUGAGCCGUGACCCGCAGUGCAUUUGCAGUAACAGCGUCGGCUCCUACACGUGUAAAUGUCAGCCCGGUUAUCACCUCAGCACCAAUACCAGCACCAUCACUACAGCCACCAACAGCUCCAGCAGGACUGUGACCGCCGGCCCUGCUGUUGCCAAGUGCAUAGACACAGACGAAUGCCUGACGUACUGUACUGACAGAAGCCUGUCAUGCUUCAACACGGUGGGCAGUUUUUCAUGUCCGUGUGCUGACGGAUAUCAGCAAGUGGGCGGCGCAUGUGUGAAUAUCAACGAGUGUUUACAAUCGCCGUGUUCAAAGAACGCUAUGUGUGCCGAUACCACACCUGGAUUCCUGUGCACCUGUCACACGGGGUACACCGGGAAUGGAAAGGUCUGCGUGACAGACACGAUAACCUGCAGUGCCUUGGAGAGGUAUGACCCGGCAUCGGGCAAGUGCACUGCCUGCACCUGCGACCAGGCCGGCACUCUGUCCUGCGACACAUUCAACGGCUCAUGCAGUUGCCGCGCCAAUGCCCAGGGCGCCGCUUGCGACCAGUGCAUAGCGGGUCACUAUCGCCAGGACGACCAGACCGUGGACCAGUGCGCGUCAUGCGGUUGUCCUGGUGACCGAACAACGUCAUCGGUGUGUGAUCAGAGUACCUCCCAGUGCUACUGCCUGCCGGCGUACGCCGGUUUCCGCUGCGACUCGUGCAACCGUGGCUUCUACAACCGGAGUAACGUGUGCGUUUCGUGCGAGUGCAACGCGCUGGGAUCGGUGGAAACAGCGUGCCAUGCGAGCACGGGACGAUGCCAGUGCAAGCAGGGGUACACCGGAGAGAAGUGCGACCAGUGUGUGGUCGGGUUUUAUCGCCUGACAAAUGGCGCGUGUGCAGAUUGUCAAUGUGUCACAGCCAAUACCUCUCAGCCAGGCUGCAACUCCUCAGGGCAAUGCUAUUGUGACGCAAGCAGUGGAAGGAAGUGUGAUAUCUGUCCCCAUGCCCGUCAGUACCUUACUCAGUCAGGAUGUACAGACGAUACUGACUUUCCGUCCAUCGACCAGAAAGUACCGUUUGGAGCGUCGUCUAGCUAUGAAAUACCUAUCAUACCUAUACCUGUUGGUCAGCAAAGAACACUUCAAUCUAGCGUGCAUGUGCACAAGAACGGCUUCCUAUCGUUCUCCAAGUUUAACGGUCGCUUUGCUGACCCCUCGCAGCUAACGGACGCGACAAAGAUGGUAGCAGCGAUGUGGACAGACUUGGAGGAUAUGCCGUCGGAUGACGAUGUAGCAUCAUCUGUACACUUUAGGCUGUACACGAACGUGUCGGAUAUCAACGCCACUGCUAUUCCGUCGGCCGCUCGCCUUCCAGCACCUGCGGGAUCAGCCGCGUUCGAGCCGACGUAUGCCAUUGUGGUGCAGUGGAAAGGCGUGCGACCAUCCAAAGACUCGGCACACCGUAACAGCUUUCAGGUGUCGAUACUGACGGACGGCUGCGAGUCCCACGCCACGCUCUAUUACCCGCCACAUGCCACCACGUUUGUCGGUACCCAGCCGCAGCUACCCGUGAUCGGCGCCUGGACGGCGCACCGCAACCUGUCGGGUCUCUCGGCAACCGACCUGCUACGAGAACUGAACGCCGGUGCCACCUACACAUUCCCUCUAACUCCGCCAUGUGCCACAUCAUCGCUAAUGGCAACCCCACUGCCACCGUUGCCAUCGGCGACGACGUGCUCCGUGCCGCCGUCGCCGUUCGCGGUCGCCUCUCGCGAAGACGUGCCGUCGUGUCCCUAUGACAACAAGAUGGCCGCCAGCUCGUUCCUGUUCAGCGCCGUCGAUCACCUGGGCAGCGCGCAGUCAAACACCACCGUCUGCUAUCGCACCGCAACUAUCAUGCCGUCUGAUUCGGGUGACACCGACGUACACCUGAUAUGUUGCUAUGACGUAGGUGACGACUCCCUGAUUACGUACGGCCGGUACCAUCUGUACUUGAACAUGUACUCCAACGACUCGGCACAGCUGCAGGUCUGUGCCGACCGUGGUCAGCUGAGCAGGUUCUUCGCAGCGCGUCCGUACCCGUACUUUGCCUCCACGCGCAUCGGCGUGCGCACCCAGCGCCCAGGGCAACGCGUCGGAUCUCUCUAUACACAUGGCGCCAUGUACACCGGCCCCGAGAUGCUGAUGUUCUCCGGCACGAGGACCGAGGUCUUGAACCGCGCCGACUUUCUCGUUGCCGCCGUCAACAGCAGAGUGGCGUCGGUGUCGUUCGCUUUGAAAGUGUACGGACGAACGGGGAUAUCCUCACACGCCGGCAGGGACCUGACCGGCAUUACAUCAUUUGCCAUUGAAGUCGCUGCUAGCCAGGCUGGCAAGACACUUUUCAGACGCAAGGUGGAGUGGAACGGAGCCCGAUUCACGGACGGGAUGGUCUCAUCGCCGCUUGGAAGCGACGUGACACAGAAAAUCAAGUCCAACAUGUACCACUUUGCGUUCAGCUGGCACGGCGAGACCCUCCAGGUCACGGCAGGCAGAGCGGCGGUGAAGCUAAGCCUUUCAAGUCCUCCACACGGGAUGAACGCCAUUGUUCAAGCUGAAACGGCCCCCAGUACUGUUUUCGACGGUCUCCUGGCAUAUGAAUGGAACCAUGGAGUAUUGCCGGUCACAUCCAGGGAACAGCUUUACAACAUCCUCAAAACUUACAUAAACUCGAGUGGGUCAGGUUCCGGUGUGUUUCAACAGUCUCCCGCAAACAACCCAACGAACUUUACGCUGUUGACUGCGGACUACAAUAGUGCCGUGAACGAUGUACAUAGCGGGCGUCUUUGCACCCACAAGGGAUUCGCAUUCACGUGCACAGUCGCAAACUUCUUCUGGAAUUUUACUGGAGCCGCCAGUCAACGUUUCGCUGAGGACCAGGUGACAACGUGGCGCAUUCUCAGUAAGGCUGCAUUGCGUAACAGCUCUACCCAUCUCCCUCCUGCCAUUCACCCAAUCAGGAGUCUCACAUUUAUGAUUUUUUUACGGCGUUGUCCUGGGUCUAAGGGCAUGUUCGUCUGGUAG
Sycon ciliatum is the source of this 4209-nucleotide messenger RNA. RefSeq lists its product as uncharacterized. The transcript is spliced from 19 exons. Gene Ontology annotation, molecular function: calcium ion binding. The coding region runs from base 1 to 4209 and encodes 1402 amino acids. Gene Ontology annotation, biological process: cell-matrix adhesion. Lineage: Eukaryota; Metazoa; Porifera; Calcarea; Leucosolenida; Sycettidae. The record is from RefSeq and is a predicted model, not a curated record.